Molecule: messenger RNA, 668 nt
Organism: Dalotia coriaria
Lineage: Eukaryota; Metazoa; Arthropoda; Insecta; Coleoptera; Staphylinidae
Product: general odorant-binding protein 69a-like
Exons: 3
Coding region: 199-597 (132 amino acids)
Biological process (GO): sensory perception of smell
Molecular function (GO): odorant binding
Source: RefSeq, a predicted model, not a curated record
UUAACUCUUCCACCAGUCGGAUAUCACAUUAUUAAGUCUCGGACGGCGAUAACAUCACGUCCACUAUAUCGGCAAUUAAUUAAAUUCUUUGAAUUGUUUGGUAAAAAACGAAAAUAUUCCAUAUAAUCUGGUGUUGGAACUCAACUGAACUUGACUUAAGUCGUUACGUCGUUAAGUAAUAAAUCAACAUAUUCAAAAAUGUUUAAACUUUCAUUGAGUUUAUUGCUUGUGGCUGUUAUUGCUGUGCAAAGUCAUAAAGUAGAAGAUAAUUUGAAUUUGAACACGGAUGAAAAAAAUCAAAUUGCUCAAAUUGAAGCAAACUGUGUAGCUGAAUCUAAAUGCAAAGUUGAAGAUGUGCACAAGUUUGAUAAGGGCGAAUUCACUGAUAGUAAAGAACUGCGUUGUUUCUACAAAUGUCUACUGACUAGUUUUGGCGUUAUGGAUAGUGAAGGUCGUAUCGUUCAUAGCAAAAUCAAUCUUUUGGUUCCGGACAAGGUACGAUCCAAAGCCGAACAUUGUUUCAACCGCGAAAAGGGCGAACCUUGCGAUGUUGCCUACGAAACCUACAAAUGUUAUAUUCAGGAAAUUCACUUGUAAAUUUUAGUAAAUAUGAAUUAAACAGAACAUUUUUAAAGAAUAAAGAUGCUAACUAAUAUUAUAAAUGCAAA